This is a messenger RNA of Doryrhamphus excisus (bluestripe pipefish), 3660 nucleotides long. RefSeq names its product aquaporin 9b (gene aqp9b). The record is from RefSeq and is a predicted model, not a curated record. Gene Ontology annotation, biological process: glycerol transmembrane transport; water transport. NCBI's taxonomy places the organism in Eukaryota, Metazoa, Chordata, Actinopteri, Syngnathiformes, Syngnathidae. Gene Ontology annotation, cellular component: basolateral plasma membrane; plasma membrane. Gene Ontology annotation, molecular function: urea transmembrane transporter activity; glycerol channel activity; water channel activity.
CCAUCAGAGCUUGACUUCUUCUCUCCUUCUUGUUGUGUGUUUAUUGUGUGGCAGCAGCACAUAAGGGGACCAGGGGCAAAAUGGACAGUGAGUGCAGAAGGAAGUGGAAAGUCAGGCUUGCCCUGAGGCGAGACAUCUUCAAGGAGUUCCUGGCGGAGUUUCUGGGGAUAUUUGUCCUGAUACUCUUUGGAUGUGGUUCAGUGGCUCAGGCUGUCCUCAGUAAGGGGGCUCUCGGGGAGCCCCUGUCCAUCCACCUUGGCUUCACUCUGGGACUCAUGAUGGCCGCCUACAUUGCAGGAGGGGUGUCAGGAGCCCAUGUGAACCCUGCAGUCUCUCUCGCCAUGGUGUUGCUAGGCAAAAUGUCUUGGAAGAAGUUUCCAGUGUAUGUUGUUGCACAGUUUUUGGGAGCCUUUGUUGGAGCCUGCUGUGUCUACAUCUUAAAUUAUGAUGCUUUAAUGGACUAUAGUAAGGGAGAAUUCAUUGUUACUGGAGAAAACGCUACAGCUGGCAUAUUUGCAUCUUAUCCUGCAAAACAUCUCUCCAUCCUCAAUGGAUUCCUGGACCAGGUGGUGGGGGCUGCUGCAUUGAUUCUGUGCAUCCUAGCCAUCACAGACUCAAAGAAUAUCGGUCCUCCUAAAGGCAUGGAGCCUCUCUGCAUCGGUCUGGUCAUCAUGGCCAUCGCUGUGUCCAUGGGCUUGAACUGCGGCUACCCCAUCAACCCAGCGAGAGACUUAAGUCCACGACUUUUCACUGCGGUGGCUGGAUGGGGCGGGGAUGUGUUCAGGGCUGGAGGAUGCUGGUGGUGGAUCCCUGUGUUUGGGCCAAUGGUCGGUGGCGUAGUUGGGGCGGCUAUUUACUUUUUCUUCAUCGAGUUGCACCACACCGACGUCCAACAACAAGAGGAAAACAACGUACAGCAAAAGUAUGACAUUGUGACUUUGACUUAGCCUUCAAGGGUAUGCUCGCUUCAACCUAACGCCACACGCCUCAUAAAAUGACGAAAACACAUUGAUUUCUCCCAACCAGUCAACAAAGACAGGCACUUGUUUCAUUAUAAAUAUAAUAAUGAUGACAUCAGUUUUUGUAUUUGUAGCAAACAUUUAUCCAUCCAUCUUCUACCGUUUAUCCAAGUUUGGAUCAUGGGGGCAGCAGCCUAAGCAGGGAAGCCCAGACUUUCCUCUCCCGGGCUACUUUGUGCCACUCUGACUCCUGCACAAGCUCAAGCCCCAUUGUUCCAUUGAAGGAAAAAGCUUCCCAGAUCAAUGUCCCAUGUUUAGCAUUCUCAUGCAAACAGACAAUUUUUGGCCGUCAAGAAGAUGAGAUUUUGGAGAUUUUUUUGUUCCUAAAACCUUUCUCAGAUGCUGUCUGAUGCUGAGUUAUUGGACUGCAAUCAGCACCAGUACCAACCUUUAUUUGGGCCCUUUCUUCACAGACAGUCAGUCAAAUCCUCCAUCUCUGGGCUAGUGACAUUUUUUGUGUCUACCACUUGAUUCAUUUGUCCCAUCAGCCUCAGGAUCUUUUAAAAAGUUUAUUUAUUGAUUGAUUGUUUUUUUUUCCCUUUAAGAAGCUUACUGUGUCCAACCUCGCUGAAAGAGGCCUUGUUUAUGCAACCAACAAUAUUGACUGCAAGAGAGCUUUAGAAAAAAUAAUUACACCUGACAGAAAAUAACAUUAAAUCAAAAUGUUUCCAAGAUUUUGGCUUUUAAAGACUGUGGUCAACUUAAGAACAGCCUAUUUCAUUUUCAAUCUCUACUUAGGACCUUCCAUAAGAUCAAAAUGUAUUCAUUCAUUCAUUUUCUGCCGCUUAUCCUCAUGAGGGUCGCGGGGGUGCUGGAGCCUAUCCCAGCUGUCUUCGGGCGAGAUUGGACUGGUCGCCAGCCAAUCACAGGGCACAUAUAGACAAACAACCAUUCACACUCACAUUCGUACCUAUGGACAAUUUGGAGUCGCCAAUUAACCAUCAAAAUGUAUAUUCUUUUAAAAUUUAGAUCAGGAGUGUCUGUAUUUUUUAAGUUUCCGAAUGUUUUUUCUUUUUUUAUUGUUGUUGUAAAUUUUAGGUUGCAGGUAUUAUCUGCUGGGAGUACAAAAGUACAUGCAUCAGGCUGGUGUUCUAACCACAGUUUAGCAAGAAUUCAACAAUGUUACUUUUCCUAUUAAAUUCUCAGAAGAACAGGCUGCAUUUAACUAUGUUGUAUCGUAUGAGCCCAUUUUUUUCUCCAUAGGAAUAUUUGCCAAGUUUAUUGUACAGUAUUAUGACUAUUUAGCAUGAGAUAUACUUAGCUUAUUAAAUAUUUUAGCACUUAAGUAUGUAAAUGUGGUCAUCUAAUGUUGUACCAAUGAUGUGGACAAAUCACUUUUUUUCAUGUGUUCUGUCAAAACUGUAGUUGGAGUUGUUUUUAUUUUGAUUAGAAACUCCAGCCUUAAAGUAUUAUAUUUGCAUCCUUUUUUUUUCUCAAGGUCUCCUAAGCUAUAAAGUCAUGACAAGUGACACAUUGAUGUUUGAUAAAAUUAUUUAAAAAGCCAUAUGAUAUUGAACACCUACUCUAUAUGCAUGGAAUGACUUGUGUUUUGCUGUAACUUUGGUGAAAAGUAAACACAGUAAAUAAGCUUUCUUGAUUUAUUUGCUUUGGAAUGGGACCAUGUACAGUAUAAAGUCAUUUCUAUGAGUAGUCUAUCCUUUAAUUGACAAUACAGAAGCUAACAUAACUUUUAAAAAUAGAGCAAGUUUCCAUUAAAGCUUUUAUGUGAUCCCUGCAGACAGACAAUAGUCCAAAUGUGAGCAGCAACAAUCUCCUUGAUGCCCCUGAGUGGCGGAAGAGCAACAGUAUUUACUAGUAUAAUAUCAUGCACUCAACCGAUGUUUAAAAAGAGAACAGAGAUGAACAUUUCAUAUUAAAUCAAUAUCAUACAGUAACGAUGUUUGAAAGCUUGUUUGGGAAGUGGCCUAAUAGUGUCUGUAUUAAUGUUUUAUCUUCUCUUCAGGGUGAUUGGAAUUACUAUCUGUAAUUCUGAAAGCACCCAAGGAAAUAAUAUCUAUUGCAUUAUUCAACAAGUGUGUUGGCUAUUUGCAAUUUAUGUUUUCUGCAUAGUCAAAUUGAGACACAAAUUACCAAGGAAUUCAGUUCAAUUUAGUUUUAUUUACACUUCCUGCCAGAACGGAUUGUUCAUUUAUUCAUUAUUUAUUUAGUCUGGUUUAAUUUAUUUCCGCUGUGAUUGGUCACACACCCAAGUGAAAACACUAGUGCUUCCGAACAAAGAACCAUAUAAGGAAGUCCGCCCCUCUGUGACAUCACAAAGGGGCAAUUUUACCAUGCCUUUUGAAACCGAGCAUUUUGAGCCAUCCCAAACUUCUUUCAGGGCUCACUUCCAAAUGCACCAAACACCAGUCUCCAUAAUAUAGGAGUAGUAUAACAUUUUAAUCACACUUAGAAGCCAUGAUGUGUUGCAUUCAAAGACAUCACAGAAAUCAGUGUUUUGAGCGUAGAUUUCCAAGCCUACUUCAACACAGAAAACUGUACAUCUUCAGUAUGAAGACACACAUACACGCAUAAUAAAGGUGUUGUUGUGAUGUUCCGAGUGCCCCUGAAUGCACCUUGCUGUUGUCUUGUGACAAUGUGUGGUUCAGAAGAUACAUACAGAAUAAAGUUAUAUAAGAGCGUU